AUGGAAGGUCCAACGAGCGUGUACAACUCCAAGCGCGCGUUCAUCGAGUCGCAGGUGCGCGUGUUAAGUGAGCCCUUGCGACCUUCACGCGAAUGGACAGAGGAGUAUCCCGAGUUUGCAAGGGAGAAAGCAGUCGAACGCGCGUUGAUGAAAGUACACAUCAUGCAACGACGACACCUCCGCGAGGUAUACUCAUCGCAAGCAAUCCACCAGGUCGCGUCACAGGUCGACAAGCUGCACCAGGAGAAAUAUUUAGUGGCUACAACUGGUAGUUCGACUAUUGCUGGAACCGCUACCUCACCCUUGCGAGCGGUGAUGAGCGGAGAGAUUGCGCUGACAGAGCCAGAAGCAAUCGAAGUACUUCCAGAGACAUGGGAAGAAGCGGCUGGUCCUUCAACGGAUAACGAUCCAGAAGAUCUUGCGCGCUACGAGAAACUACGAGACGAACUACUUUCUCUCUCAUCAGCCUUGUCAAACGCACAGCAAAGAGACGCGCAAGUGUCAGAGAUCCAUAGUCUUGUAAAGAUGUUUACCGACCCGGUCCCAAACGUUCAGCAGAAUCUUGUGUAUAGAGAUGGAGAGAUAGAGCAAGAGCUGGCCAGAAUGCGCGUAUUAUUGGCACGUGUAGGGGCUAGACUUCCACAAGCACUUGCUACGCAGGAGUCAUGA
Molecule: messenger RNA, 669 nt
Organism: Myxozyma melibiosi
Lineage: Eukaryota; Fungi; Ascomycota; Lipomycetes; Lipomycetales; Lipomycetaceae
Product: kinetochore Sim4 complex subunit Fta4
Exons: 4
Coding region: 1-669 (222 amino acids)
Cellular component (GO): Mis6-Sim4 complex
Source: RefSeq, a predicted model, not a curated record